Messenger RNA from Rhagoletis pomonella (apple maggot), 4865 nucleotides. Its product is annotated as protein transport protein Sec24C-like. Gene Ontology annotation, molecular function: SNARE binding; zinc ion binding. The transcript has 11 exons. Gene Ontology annotation, biological process: endoplasmic reticulum to Golgi vesicle-mediated transport; intracellular protein transport; COPII-coated vesicle cargo loading. The record is from RefSeq and is a predicted model, not a curated record. Bases 367 to 3861 code for a protein of 1164 amino acids. Gene Ontology annotation, cellular component: endoplasmic reticulum exit site; COPII vesicle coat. Lineage: Eukaryota; Metazoa; Arthropoda; Insecta; Diptera; Tephritidae.
GGCAAACAUCAAAAUCUGAUUGGAACUGGCUCUGACGUGGAAGUGAUAUUUUUUCGUAAUUUCUUCGACGUGUUUGAAGAAAUUCUAGCGUUUAUACAGUGGAAAAAUAGUUGAAAAUUGCAUAAAACGCGAGCAGAGACCCUUUACUUUAGAGUACUUGUGGUUUUAAAAAUUUUUUUGCAAUUAACAUAGCUGUAAUUGCAACAAAUUUUCACACAUCCCAUACAACAAAGUGCUGUGCAUUCUGUGAGAAAGUUCAGUUUUCUGCACCGACCGUCUCCACCUUCCGCGCAUUCUUGUUUUGUAUACUUGGCAAACAAAGGCAAAAACAAUUAAGCUAGAAAAGAGUUAAAGAAAUAGAAAAACAUGAAUCCGAACGUCUACGGGGCACCACCACAACAACCACAAUAUGCAAUGGGCUGGCCGCCGGCUCCACAGCAGCCAACGCAACCAGGUAUAGUACCACCUCAAAUGAGAGCGCCGAGUGGUGGUGGCUACCCACCCAACAGCAUGCCGCCAACAUCGGCAGCAUCCGUAUUGGGAAGUGUGCCCGGAACACAGCUACCACAACAAAAUUAUGGACAAGGGCAUCAACCAGGAGUACUAAAUGGCAAUUAUCAACAACAGUUAACAUCUUCAAUGAGUUGCCUAUCCAUGAACCCUUUAAAGCAACAAACACCUGUUCCUCCUCAAAACAAUACGCCAUAUGCAAACGCUAACUUACCCGGUGCGCCCAUAUCUGCGCCUCCCACUAUUGCUAGCGCUCCAGAUGCCCCACCAUUGACAAAUGGACCUCCAACUGGUGGGCAAUCGCAACAGCCAUUACCAAGCAAUAAUAACCCAGCACCAAAUGCAGCGACUCCACGUAUGCAAUCUGUACCAGGUGGACCAAAUCAAAUGACUGUAAACAGCGCAAGCUUACCAGGAUUGCCACACAUACCGCCAGCUAAACCGAGUGCUGGCCCGCAAUUACCUGGCCAACCACCAGUUUCUGCAGCGCCACCAAUUUCAGCAGCUGGCGCUAUGCCACAAUAUCAGCCACCGGGCGCACAACAAAUGCCACCUAGGCCAGGUCAACUUUCACAACCUGGCAUCCCUCAGCAACAACCACAACCGGCUGUAUUACCAGGUCAACCAGGUUUGCCGCCUACAUCGGCGGCAGCAACGCUGCCACCUCAACCGGGCAUGCCACCGAUGCCUGGCUAUCCUUCACAACCACAACCGUUAGGUUAUCCGCCACUACCACAGCAACAGCAGCAGCAGCCACAGCAAGCGGGUUAUCACGCACAGCCGCCACAACCUGGCUAUCCCCCGCAACCCGGACAACCUGAUUACCCGCCACAACCACAGCAGCCGGGUUUCCCACCACAACAACCUGGCUAUCCUCCCCAACCGCCUAUGCAGGGUGCCUAUGCUGGGCAAAUGAUGCCACCAACACAACCCGGACAGCCGCCAAUGCCAGGACGUCCCGGUUUUAAUCAACCACCAGCACCGGGUAGCAUGUAUCAACAGCCGCAACAGUAUCCUCAGGCUCAGCGCCGUCUCGAUCCCGAUCAGAUGCCAAAUCCAAUAAGCGUUAUUAUUGAAAACCAGCGUAAUGCUGGUGGCGCUUUUGUCACCAAUCAGCCAGGUCUUUUGCCGCCAUUGGUCACUACCAAAUAUGUGGUGCAGGAUCAGGGAAAUUCCUCGCCACGUUAUGUCAGAUCCUCUUUGUAUUGCAUCCCCGCUACGGCUGAUUUAUUGAAAACUACAGCUUUGCCAUUUACCCUGCUCGUCUCACCAAUGGCACGUACAGUGGAGGAUGAAUAUGAGCCCCCAAUUGUUAACUUCGGCGAAUUGGGACCAAUUAGAUGCAAUCGUUGCAAGGCAUACAUGUCACCAAAUAUGCAGUUUGUAGAUGCUGGACGACGUUUCCAAUGUCUUAUGUGCAAAGUAACCACAGAAGUGCCAACUGAAUAUUUCCAACAUUUGGAUCACACCGGACAACGUGUAGACAAGUAUGAACGUCCCGAAUUAGUAUUGGGUACCUAUGAAUUUUUGGCUACGAAGGACUAUUGCCGCAAUAACACACCCCCGGAAAUACCUGCUUUCGUAUUCGUGAUUGAUGUCUCUUACAACACCAUCAAAUCGGGUUUAGUGCAUUUACUUUGUUCGCAGGUCAAGCAGAUAUUAAAACACCUACCCGUUGAUCAGGGGCAGGAGAAAUCUAAAAUGCGUGUCGGUUUUAUUACCUACAACAGUACAGUGCACUUUUAUAAUAUAAAGAGUAGCUUGGCACAACCUCAAAUGAUGGUCGUUGGCGAUGUACAGGACAUGUUUAUGCCACUACUUGACGGCUUCCUUUGUCAUCCUGAAGAAUCCGAUGCUUUAAUCGAUGCUCUAAUGGAGCAAAUACCGAAAAUGUUUGUCGAUACAAAAGAGACCGAAACCGUGUUCUAUCCAGCUGUACAAGCCGGUCUGGAAGCAUUGAAAGCUUCCAAUUGUGCUGGCAAAUUGUUAGUCUUCAAUUCGACACUUCCAAUUGCUGAAGGACGCGGAAAGUUAAAGAAUCGUGAUGAUCGUAAAUUGCUUGGUACUGAAAAGGAGAAAACUGUGCUUACGCCACAGUGUAAUUCUUACAAUGCAUUGGGGCAGGAAUGUGUACAGAAUGGAGUGUCGGUUGAUUUAUUCUUAUUUAAUAAUUCAUACAUUGAUAUUGCAACGGUGGGUCAAGUAUCACGACUCAGUGGCGGAGAGGUCUACAAGUACACCUACUUCCAAGCUGACCUGGAUGGCAAUCGUUUGAUUGAGGACAUCAUCAAGAACGUGUCACGCCCAAUUGCUUUUGAUGCUGUUAUGCGCGUGCGCACUUCAGCCGGCAUACGUCCAACUGAUUUCUAUGGUCACUUCUUUAUGACAAACACAACCGAUGUUGAAUUGGCUAGCACAGACUGCAACAAGGCUGUUGCUAUUGAGAUUAAGCAUGAUGACAAAUUGCCUCCCGAGGAGAACAUUUACUUACAAAUCGCUCUACUCUACACAUCGGUUAGUGGUCAGCGUCGCUUGCGUAUUUUGAAUUUAGCACUUCGUGCCACUACUACAAUUGCGGAGGUAUUCAAAUGCUGCGAUUUGGAUGCCAUGAUGUUGUUAUUUGCUAAACAAGCUUGCUUCAAAUUGCUCGAGCUCACACCGAAGCAAGUCAAGGAUAAUCUCAUAAAUCGUUCAGCGCAAAUAUUGGCAUGCUAUCGAAAACAUUGCACUUCACCAACAUCUGCUGGUCAACUUAUACUGCCAGAGUGCCUGAAAUUGUUGCCGCUCUAUGUCUCUUGUUUGAUGAAAAAUGACGCCAUCUCUGGUGGUUCCGACAUGACGCUCGACGAUCGUUCUUACGUCAUGCAAUUUGUGAUGACCAUGGAUUUGAAUAUGUCUGUUAGCUACUUGUAUCCACGUUUCAUUCCAAUUCACAAUGUCGAUAUAGAUGACAAUGAAUUGCCAAUGUCGUUACGUUGUACACACGAAAAGAUGAGCGAAGAUGGCGCCUACAUUCUCGAAAACGGUGUGCAUCUCUUUGUUUGGCUGGGUCAAUCGUGUCCACAAAGCUUCUUACAACCGAUAUUCGGUGUGCAGUGCACACAGCAAGUGAAUGCAGAACGUUUUGCGAUUAUUGGUGAAACGCCAUUGGCUCAGCGUGUGCGCAACAUUAUCGAUACGAUUAUGAAGGAACGUACUAGGAACAUGAGGGUAACUUGCGUGCGACAAAACGACAAACUGGAAUCGGUAUUCCGACAUUUCCUGAUUGAAGAUCGCGGCACAGACGGUUCACCCAGCUAUGUCGACUUCUUAUGUCACUUGCAUAAGGAGAUUAAAGAUUUAUUAAGUUAGCUUGUAGGUUUUGGAAAAAGUAGCAGCAACUGCAACUGUAAUAUGUCGUCGCAAAGUGGGAAUAAAGAACAAACAACAACAACAAGGUACGCCACCACAGCGUCGCCGCUAUUGUGCCGUAGCUAUUCCUAGAAUCGAGCACGUUUGCAUAGGCUCUUGCGUAAAAGAUGGUAGAUGAUGCAUAAUUACACGUACAUACAUACAUACCUAUAUAAACAUACAUUCAAACAAAUAAAUAAUUUGAACGCAUACAAUAGAUGGUACCGUAAUGUUAUUACUUCUAGUAUAUAUCCAUACACAACAGCAAAAAAAAAUAAAUACUAACUGCAACUUAAUGUAAUUGUGUCAACUCGCUUAAAUAAUAUGUUAAUUUGGAAUUCGCGCUAAUCCAUAUAUAUCUUGCAUUCUCCACCCCAGCGCUAGCUCUUGUGCUCUAUUCGUUUAUGUGUAUUUUAGGUAUAUGUUGUGCAAAUUUCUAUUAUUAUUAUUUUUAUUAAAUUGUAAUGAAAGCAAAGGAUAGUUAUCAUAUUUGAGAAAUAUACACGAAAACAUUAUUCAAACAAAAGAGUUAGUUGUAUUGUCUGAAAAACGAAAAAUGGCAAAAUUAUAAAAUAUAUUUGCCAAUCUUAUGCAAAUCGAUCUUAUUUCUUUCGUAGUGGUACUCACCUAACUGGAAACGUAAGCAAAAAUUUAUCAAUAUUAUAUUGUAUAGCACCUUGGAGGACUAAUGCUAGUUGAAAAUUAUGUAGACUAUAAAAAAUUAAACGUAGUUCAUUCUACAUAUUCAAUACUUUUAGAAUACCUUUAAUUGCAGUGACUUUUGACCUUCUAGCACCCAUAUGCGAGGCAUUUUAGCUAACGAAAAUCAUGUUAACUUUAUUAUGCAACUAAAUAUUAGAUAAUUAUUGCAUAUGUAUACAUGUGUAGUUUUAAUUCUUAAUAGCUCACUUGUAAACCAUUUAAGAAAAUUCAAACAUGUUGUAAUAUAAGUGUUGCGAAAAUCA